CUUAGGUUCCAUUUCUUCUCUAUUUCCUUUUGUUACAGUUACAGCUGAUAGAAUUAAUAAUGCUAUAGAUGUAAAUGAAGUUGAUAGCGAAUGGUUAGCAUGUUUCGCAAAAAGAGAAUAUUUCCGGGUAUUAGCUUGGGUGGAUGUCCUGAAAAUGAUCAAGACAUGUUUAUUUGGAAAGCAAUUAUGCGGGGUCAUCCGGACAGUCCAUAUAAAGGUGGAAAGUUUGAACUCAGCAUUCAUUUCCCUCCGAAAUAUCCAUUUAAUCCACCCAAGGUUGCUUUCGGGACCAAGAUCUUUCACCCUAAUAUUGGCAGGAACGAUGGUAGCAUUCACAUUGAUAUUUUGAAGGAUAACUGGACUCCCGCCCUCACCAUACCCAAGGUGUUGCUGUCAAUCUACGCAAUCUUAAGGGAUCCAUUGCUCGAUAAGACAUUGGAGGAGAACAUUGCCAACAUGUACAAGACAGAUAGGAGCCAAUACGAGAAAGAUGCUCGGAAUUGGACGAAGAAGUAUGCUAUGGAUCCUCCUUAUGGAACAAUCUUGAAGGAGCUUGAGGAUCUCAAGAACUCUCAUUGCAGCGCAGGUUCUGUUGGUGGAGACAUGUUUCAUUGGGAGGUAGCUAUCUGGGAUCUUCAAGAUAGUCCAUAUGCUGGUGGAGUGUUUCAAGUUGACAUUCAUUUCCCUCUCCAAUAUCCAUUUAAACCGCCCAAGGUUGUGUUCAGGAAAAAAAUCUUUCAUCCUAAUAUUGAUGGGAAUGGUAGCAUUGGCCUUGAUAUUUUGCAGGAUCGGUGGAAUCCCAACCUCACCAUUUCCAAGGUUUUGCUUAAAAUUUGCUCACUGUUAAAGAAUCCAAAUCCCGAUGCCCCAUUGGUGCUGGAGAUUGCCUGCAUGUACAACACCGAUCUUGAGAAGUACGUUACAACUGCACAGAGAUGGACCAAGAAGUAUGCUAUGGAUUAAUGUGCUGCUACGCAUGCAAUAGGAGUGCUUCAUUCUAUCUGGCUUUUAUCUUUAAAUUAUUGUAUUAAUAAACAAAACAAUGUUGUCAUCUGAAUGGACAAUGAAAUUAGUCUAUGUUGAAAAGAACCUCUUGUUUGCAAUCGUUCAUUCUGUCAUUUUCAAUAUGCAAAAUGAAAAUUCAGCUGCUAUAA
Gossypium raimondii (Peruvian cotton) is the source of this 1154-nucleotide messenger RNA. Its product is annotated as constitutive photomorphogenesis protein 10-like. NCBI's taxonomy places the organism in Eukaryota, Viridiplantae, Streptophyta, Magnoliopsida, Malvales, Malvaceae. The coding region runs from base 91 to 963 and encodes 290 amino acids. The transcript has 8 exons. Gene Ontology annotation, biological process: protein polyubiquitination. The record is from RefSeq and is a predicted model, not a curated record. Gene Ontology annotation, molecular function: ubiquitin conjugating enzyme activity. Gene Ontology annotation, cellular component: nucleus.